Molecule: messenger RNA, 301 nt
Organism: Staurois parvus
Lineage: Eukaryota; Metazoa; Chordata; Amphibia; Anura; Ranidae
Source: the annotation of a GenBank genome assembly
CCACUCCAUGAAGCUCUCUACAUUCUGUUGUUGUGCUGAUCUGAAGGCCACACAAAGUUUGGGGGUCUUUAGCUAUUCACUCUGCAGACACUUGCCGACUUCUGCACACUGUACGCUUCAGCAUGCGCUCUGUCAUUUUACGUGGCCUACCACUUCGUGGCUGAGUUGCUGUUGUUCCCAGUUGCUUACACUUUGUUAUAAUACCACUAACAGUUGACUGUGGAAUAUUUAGUGGCAAGGAAAUUUAAUGGAUGGACUUAUUGCCCAUUCUUUCACAAAUGCUUGUAGAAGCAGUCUGCAU